UCCCAUGCGGCUGUGAGGCAGUCUUGGCGGUUUUCCCGCCCCCCCAUCCGGGGCGGGAAGCGAGGGGCCAAGCCCCUGCCCGAGGUGGGCGGCUCACCCAGGCUGGAGCUAAAGAAGGACGUAAGAUUUCAUUCAUCUCCAUUCCUAUCACAUGUGGAAAAAUUUAAUUGCUGCUGAACAUAUUUGAACCAUCCAAGGCUGAAAGCUUUAAGAAAUUACAACUACGAUGAAUUUCUUUCAAAAAAAUAAAAUGGAUUCAUCACAUAGCAGUGAAAUGUAUAAGAUAGAAGAGAACCAAUUCAAAUGUACUUAUCCAGAUGAGAGAAGAGAAAAGAAUCAUGUUUAUUGUCUUCUUGAUAUCAGUGACAAUACACUUGAGCAAGAGCAAAAUGUAAAAUCCAAGGAAUUUUUUAUUGGCACCGGAUGGGAGGAAGCAGUACAAGGCUGGGGUAUGGCUUCUCCAACUGCCUGCAUUUGGCCAAGAAAGAAAUGCAAAAAACCAAGGGCAGGAGAAUGUGUCAGCAAAUGUUUGCUUUGUUUAAAUAUGUUACAAGUCGCUGACAAAAACAUGGUGCCUGAGCCUAAGUCUUUUGGUGAUCCAGCCAAGCCCGAGAUGAAACUGCAAGCCAGCUCACCAGUCAUUGUGAUGACAGAAAAGGAAGAAAUCAUCUCCUCAAGCCAGGAUGUAGCCAACUGUGCAGAAAGUCCAACCAAGGAAACCAGCAAAAUCUACUUCCCAUCCCCUAGUCAGGGGGAACGGAAGAGCCUACAAGUCAAGGAGUUUGUUUGGCACCCCGAGAAGUGGUUUGCACCAGACAGUUUCAAGGAUGUCAAAAAGCCAGAAAUUGCUUGUGUCCAUUCAGAUAAAGAUAACAAUUCUUUGGAGUCUCUGACUUCCAAGAAUCUUUUAGUUCUGCCUCCCCUCAAAGCAUCUUCCAAAAAUAGCCUAGAUACCAUUGCAAAGAAGAGUAAAGCCAUUUUCACUCAGUCUGAAGAGAAACCGCCCAGCUCAGAUAAAAUUGAGACUGUUCCUUGUAUUUAUGGGAACAAGACCUUUGAUCACAAAAGUGAAAAGAGAAUCGUUGAAACAAUAAGGGGUUCCAUGGACAAGCAUCUGAAGCUAAAUGAUGUAUCUUCUCUUUCUCCACAAAUUACAAGGACUUUGUUUCCUGAGCCCGAGCGAUGCUGUUUGCACUGGUCCUUUAUGCCGGAGAAAGAUUUGGCAUCCAGUUCUAAUUCAAUUAAUUCCAGAAAGUUUAGCCAUCUUGCCACAUUGCGACUUAUGGAAAAACAGGGAAUGCAGAAUGGUAAAGUCAAAAUCAGAAAUGAGUUAAGACCUGUUAAUGUCAGAAAGCGAAAUAUCCUUGAGGCCAAGCGAGAAAGCCUGUCUAAAACUCUGGAGGCCAAGGUCUUUUCAGGUCCCAUGUUGCCGUCUUUAACUGUGAACAGAGUUGUAAUUCCCAUGCUGCCUCAUAGACUUCUUUAA
Gracilinanus agilis (Agile Gracile Mouse Opossum) is the source of this 1486-nucleotide messenger RNA. RefSeq names its product chromosome 2 C16orf46 homolog (gene C2H16orf46). The record is from RefSeq and is a predicted model, not a curated record. The coding region runs from base 227 to 1486 and encodes 419 amino acids. The transcript has 4 exons. Lineage: Eukaryota; Metazoa; Chordata; Mammalia; Didelphimorphia; Didelphidae.